Dioscorea cayenensis subsp. rotundata (Guinea yam) is the source of this 1056-nucleotide messenger RNA. RefSeq names its product probable NADH kinase. Gene Ontology annotation, biological process: NAD+ metabolic process; NADP+ biosynthetic process. NCBI's taxonomy places the organism in Eukaryota, Viridiplantae, Streptophyta, Magnoliopsida, Dioscoreales, Dioscoreaceae. The coding region runs from base 10 to 954 and encodes 314 amino acids. The transcript is spliced from 5 exons. Gene Ontology annotation, molecular function: NAD+ kinase activity. The record is from RefSeq and is a predicted model, not a curated record.
AGUGCAAAAAUGCUGCGGCGAGUGCUGCUUCUACUGAAGCCCUUCAAUGUCUACCCUCCGAGGCCGAAGCCUUCAGGCCUUCUCCACUUCGGACCCAACUCCAAGGUUUUAAGUUAUUUGGAUGAUCGAUGUAAGGUCCAUGAAGAAGCAAUUAAAUUCUGUCAAAAUGUUCUGCGACGGAAAUCUCUGGAUUGGGAACCUGUAAUGCGUAACUAUCUGACACAACCGAUCCGUGAUGUUGAUCUUGUGAUCACUGUUGGUGGAGAUGGUACUCUUUUGAAGGCCAGUCAUUUUCUAGAUGAAACAAUUCCAAUUCUGGGAGUCAAUUCAGAUCCGACGCGAAUUGAGGAGGUUGAGAGGUUUAGUAAUGAGUUUGAUGCGACGAGGAGCACCGGUUAUCUCUGUGCUGCAACUGUAGAGAAUUUUGAGCAGGUGUUAGAUGAAAUGCUUGAGAGUAGAAAAGAGCCUUCAAAACUCUCGAGGAUAUCAAUCAGCUUGAAUGGCAGUAAACUGUCGGCAUUUGCUCUGAAUGAUAUUCUCGUAGCACACCCUUGCCCUGCAACCGUUUCAAGGUUCUCAUUUCGAAUCAAAAGCAAUGACCAAAACAUCUCCAAUUUAGUGAACUGCCGAUCUAGUGGUUUCAGAGUAUCCACUGCAGCGGGAUCAACCGCUGCUAUGCUAUCAGCUGGUGGGUUUCCCAUGCCUAUUUUGAGUCGUGACCUUCAGUAUAUGGUAAGAGAGCCGAUUUUACCUAGACAAAUAGAUGCACCUCUGUUGCAUGGGUUAGUUAAACCGAACCAGUCAAUCGAAGCCACUUGGUAUAGUAAAGAAGGCACCAUAUAUAUUGAUGGUUCACAUGUAUUUUGUUCAAUGCAACAUGGAGAUACAAUAGAAAUUUCUUCGAAUGCUCCAAUGUUGAAAGUUUACUUGUCCCAAAAUCCGUUAACACAGUAGUUGCUCCUAGUAAAUCUACUGCAUUCCUCGCAUUUCUUUUAAUUUUUAUUUUUUAUGCUGGAUCCAUUCUGAUGCCAUAGAUAUCCAAUCGGCUUGUUCUCA